Messenger RNA from Camelina sativa (false flax), 472 nucleotides. NCBI's taxonomy places the organism in Eukaryota, Viridiplantae, Streptophyta, Magnoliopsida, Brassicales, Brassicaceae. The record is from RefSeq and is a predicted model, not a curated record.
ACAAAAAAAUGGACUUAUUUGUAAUGGUAGUAGGAGCAUCAGGGAUUGGCGACGGGGGUGAGAAGGAAUACAACUACAAGGUGAGAGCUUGGACAAACGAAGAAUAUUCAUGCCAAACAAAGAUUGUGACAACUAACGCAGAUCCUGAGUUCCGUGAGGUUCUGCAUCUUCCUCAACACAGGGCUGCAUCGUUUCUCAAUUUAGAGCUGUUCAGCGUAAAUUCAACUGACACAGACGGGUUUUUCAUUGGGAGAGCAAACACAGCCUUGCCCAUGAAGACAAAUACUAAUGUCUAUCGUAAGGUCAAACUUGAGAAUUUGGAUACCAGUGGAAAUAUCGUUACUGUUGGUUAUCUUGAAGUGUAUCUUGGCCUCGAGACUGGUUAAUAAUAAUAAUGUUUCUAACGUUAUGUUUGCAUAAAAACAAUAAAAAAAGUAUACAAAUAUAUGAAUUACAUUUUAGUAAGUGCUUG